Molecule: messenger RNA, 2139 nt
Organism: Zingiber officinale
Lineage: Eukaryota; Viridiplantae; Streptophyta; Magnoliopsida; Zingiberales; Zingiberaceae
Exons: 4
Coding region: 1-2139 (712 amino acids)
Source: RefSeq, a predicted model, not a curated record
AUGAGAAAGUUGUUAAAACCAUUUGAUUUAGGAUAUGAGAAGAUUCAUGCAUGCCCAAAUGACUGUUGUCUAUUUAGAAAGGAGCUUAAAGAUUUGGACUCAUGUCCAAAGUGUGGUUCUUCAAGAUGGAAGGUAGACAAAGUCACCACCAAAGUUUGUAAAGGAGUUCCUGAAAAGGUGCUACGGUAUUUUCCUGUGAUACCAAGAUUGAAAAGGAUGUUUAAAUCAGAACAAAAGGCUGAAGACUUGAUUUGGCAUUCCAACCAUAAAAGUCAUGAUUAUAUGAUGCGUCAUCCAGUUGAUUCAAUAGCUUGGGAUACGAUAAAUCAUAAGUGGCCAGCUUUUGCAUCAGAUCCUAGAAAUCUCCGGCUUGGUCUUGCAACAGAUGGAUUCAACCCUUUUGGUGAUCUUAGUUCUAGAUAUAGUUGUUGGCCAAUUAUUUUAGUAAAUUACAACCUUCCUCCGUUGAUGUGCAUGGCGAAGGAAAAUCUUAUGUUGACAUUAUUGAUUCCAGGCCCGAAGCAACCAGGAAAUGAUAUAGAUGUAUACUUGGAACCCCUAGUGGAGGAUUUGAAGGAGUUAUGGGACAUUGGCGUGGAGACGUAUGAUGCAUUUAGCAAGUCAGUGUUCAAUAUGAAAGCUAUUUUGAUGUGGACAAUCAAUGAUUUUCCAGCUUAUGGAAACUUAGCUGGAUGUGCCACAAAAGGGAAAUUUGUUUGCCCAAUAUGUGGUGAAGGCAUAUCUUCUAUGUGGCUUAAGUAUAGUAGAAAGUUUGCAUAUUUAGGGCAUAAGAGAUUUCUUGCUCCUAAUCAUCCAUUCCGUCAGAAGAAGAAGUGGUUUGAUGGGAAUAAAGAGACAAAAGGAAAACCUAGGCCUCUGAAUGGAUUAGAAAUUCUUAAUGUAUUGAAAGACAUUGAAAAUGACUGGGAAGAACGAAAGCUUAUUGGGUUGAAAUCUCAUGAUUGUCAUGUUCUUAUGCAACAAUUGCUUUCAGUAGCAUUGAGAAGUCUUUUACCAAAAGGUCCACGUAAUGCUAUAUUUUUGCUUUGUGCAUUUUACAAUGAGUUAUGUCAAAGAGUGUUAGAUAGGAACCGUCUAGAACAACUCGAAGAGAAUAUUGCUGAAACUUUAUGCAUGUUGGAGAGAUUUAUGAAAAUGCUUAAAGGCUAUGUGAAGAACCGAGCAAGGCCAGAGGGUUGCAUAGCUGAGUGUUACCUUGCAGAAGAACGAAUGCGAUUUUGUAGUGCUUAUAUAAAAAAAGCUGCUUGUAUUGGUCUCCGAUCUAAUCGGAAUGACGAUUUGGAAAAUGGAGUAGUGGAAGGUCGCCCCAUUUCUCAAGGAAAAGAAAUUAUUUUAGAAGAACAUUUGUUACAAGCAGCACAUCGAUAUGUGUUGUUCAAUACUGCAGAAAUUGAUCCUUACAUACAGAUGCACAUUGAGGAGCUUAAACAAACAUAUCAUUGUUUCUCAAGUAAUGAAACACUGUUACAAAAACGACAUAUGGAAACAUUUGCUCAAUGGUUAUCAAAACAUGUUCUUGAUAACUCUUCAGAUCGGAUUCAAUGGCUAGCACAUGGUCCAAGAAAGCAUGUUAUAUCAUAUACAGGUUAUAUUAUAAAUGGACAUCGGUUCCACACAAUUGAUGUUGGAAGGUCGACACAAGAUAGUGGUGUUUCAGUUGAAGCUGAUACUAUUUGGCAAUCUAGUUCUACUGAUUCACAUACAGUAGGAAGACAAUCGUACUAUGGGGUUAUACGAGAUAUUGUGUUACUAGACUAUUAUUUUUUCAAAGUACCUGUUUUUAGGUGUGAUUGGGCUAAUCCUGGAACUGGUAUCAAAAUGGAUGAUGGUUUUACACUUGUCAACUUACACCAAGGACUAAGGACUUUUGAAAAUGAUCCUUUCAUUUUAGCAUCACAAGCAAAGCAAGUUUUCUAUUCUAGGGAAAAUGAUGAAUCAAAUUGGUAUGUGUUGCUAAAAGCGCCACCUCGAGGUAUUCAUAACAUGGAUUUGCUUGAAGAGGAUGCAUAUACAUCAUCAAAACCUCUUGAUGUGUCUAGACUUGAGAUUAACAUUACUGAGAAAGAACCAUAUUCCAGAAAUGAGUGUGAGGGAAUUGAUGUUAUUGAUAUCCCAUGA